Molecule: messenger RNA, 387 nt
Organism: Setaria italica (foxtail millet)
Lineage: Eukaryota; Viridiplantae; Streptophyta; Magnoliopsida; Poales; Poaceae
Exons: 1
Coding region: 1-387 (128 amino acids)
Biological process (GO): DNA integration
Molecular function (GO): nucleic acid binding
Source: RefSeq, a predicted model, not a curated record
AUGGUUGGGCCCCUCAAGAAGGCCCCAGGUGGGCACACACACAUGCUCGUGGUGGUGGACAAGUUCACUAAGUGGAUCGAGGCGAAGCCCAUCACCAACAUCCGCUCCCAAGAGGCGGUCCAGUUCUUCCUCAACAUUGUCUACCGGUUCGGAAUUCCCAAUUGUAUCAUCAUAGAUAAGGGAACAAACUUCACUGGCAAGAAGUUCCUGGAUUUUUGUGAUGGCUACGUUAUCAAGGUUGGCCUUGGUCAGACACCGCGGACCAACGGCCAGGUCAACCGGGCCAACGGCAUGGUCUUCCAAGGACUCAGCCACGCAUCUUCGACUGGCUCAAGAAGCACACCGGCUGAUGGGUCACGAAGCUUCCAGCAGUCCUCUGGAGCGUGA